Molecule: messenger RNA, 579 nt
Organism: Schistocerca cancellata (South American locust)
Lineage: Eukaryota; Metazoa; Arthropoda; Insecta; Orthoptera; Acrididae
Product: craniofacial development protein 2-like
Exons: 2
Coding region: 1-579 (192 amino acids)
Biological process (GO): chromatin remodeling
Cellular component (GO): nucleus
Molecular function (GO): catalytic activity
Source: RefSeq, a predicted model, not a curated record
AUGUGGAUAGAUUUGACAGUGUCUAGCAAGAAAAUUAGGAUUGUGUCAGUAUAUUCGCAUUGUGAAGGGACAGAUCAAGAUAAGAUGGAUAGUUUUUAUGAGGCACUCAGUGAUGUAGUUGUUAGAGUAAAGGACAAGGACAGUGUUCUGCUCAUGGGUGAUUUUAACGCCAGGAUUGGAAAUCGAACAGAAGGGUAUGAAAAGGUUAUGGGUAAAUUUGGAGAAGAUAUGGAGGCCAACAGGAACGAGAAACAACUCUUGGAUUUCUGUGCCAGUAUGGGCUUAGUAAUCACAAACUCCUUUUUUAAACAUAAGAACAUUCACCGGUAUACUUGGGAAGGCAGGGGAACCAGAUCUGUCAUUGACUAUAUAAUAACAGAUCAGGAAUUCAGGAAGGCUGUGAGGGACACACGUGUAUUCAGGGGAUUCUUUGAUGACACUGAUCAUUAUUUAAUCGGCAGUGAAAUUGGGAUUGUGAGGCCGAAAGUGCAGGAGUGCAGUAUGGUACUUAUACAACAUGUUACAAGUAACUCUCUCAGAACAUGCACUUCUGCUAGACAUUACAUUGAUUCAAAGUAA